Trichosurus vulpecula (common brushtail) is the source of this 924-nucleotide messenger RNA. Its product is annotated as vomeronasal type-1 receptor 1-like. The coding region runs from base 1 to 924 and encodes 307 amino acids. Gene Ontology annotation, biological process: G protein-coupled receptor signaling pathway. The record is from RefSeq and is a predicted model, not a curated record. The transcript has a single exon. Lineage: Eukaryota; Metazoa; Chordata; Mammalia; Diprotodontia; Phalangeridae. Gene Ontology annotation, molecular function: pheromone receptor activity. Gene Ontology annotation, cellular component: membrane.
AUGAUCCUGAGUAUUUUCUUCUUUUUCCAAACAGUAAUUGGAGUUACAGGAAAUUUCUUUCUUAUUAGUCUCUUCAUCAUCAUGUUUCUCAGUAGACAUAGGCUUAGACCCAUAGACACAAUUCUCACACAGCUUGCCUUGACCAAUUGUUUGGCACUUCUCUCAAAGGGUGUUCCUAAGACAAUGGUAGCCUUGGGAAUGAAGAAUUUCCUUGAUAACACUGGUUGUAAAAUUACUCUGUACCUUCAAAGAGUUGCUCGAUGUCUUUCUGUCACCUUGACCUGCCUCUUGAGUGGCUUUCAGGCCAUCACCAUCAGCCCUAGCAACUCAAGGUCAGCAGGUCUUAAAGCCAGAACCCCAAAGUACAUCAUUCCUACCAGUCUCCUAUGUUGGACUUUCCAGCUGCUUCAAAAUGUCUUUAUUCCUAUAGGAAUUAUUGAUCCAAAGCACACAAGGAACGUCACUGAGAGACAGAAUUAUGGAUAUUGUUCUCAUUUAGUUCCUUCUGGAUUUCGUGCUUUCCUGUAUGCUUUCAUUCUCUCAUUUCCUGAUGCUGUAUUUCUGGGAUUCAUGGUCUUUGCCAGUGGCUACAUGGUGUUUCUGCUGUACAGGCACCACAAGCACAUUGAGAAAAUUCACAUUGCCUGCAUCUCUGCCCGAGUCUCCCUUGAGACCAGGGCCACCAAAACUAUCCUACUGCUGGUGACCAUUUUUGUCUCCUCUUAUUCCCUUGAUUGUAUCUUGGCAGCUUAUAUGUCUUUUAUGAAGUCCUCACCCAGGCUGGUACACACUUCUGUAUUCAUGACUUCUUUUUUCCCAUCUAUUAGCCCUUAUGUGUUGAUUAGCAGUGACUCACAAGUUCCCAAGUACUGCUAUACUCUUCUUGGGAGGAAAUGCUCCAAUUUUAACAGUAACAGCAAGUAA